GUCCGGGCUACCCUUUCUUUUGUGUGCGUUUCCUCUCGUUGAGAUUGAGAGGGGAUCCAUCUUUUCUUUUUCCUUUUUCCUGGGUGGAAAAUCUUAUCGACCUAUAGAAAACCCUAAUUUCUCAUCAGUCUCCGAUCCCUUGGUUUCUGUUUUGAUUUUGUGAAAUUUAGAACGCAGAGCUUUUUGCUUCUUGUUUGUGUCUGGUGGUUCACGACAUGGAUUUGGAAGCUAGCUGUAAGGAGAAACUUUCAUCUUUUAGGAUAAAAGAGCUCAAGGAUGUGCUCACUCAGCUUGGACUUUCGAAACAGGGGAAGAAACAGGAUCUUGUUGAGCGGGUUUUGACGCUUGUUUCUGAUGGACAAGCUGCCAGGUUGUGGUCUAAAAAGAAUACAUUGGCGAGGGAAGACGUUGCAAAACUAGUGGAUGAUACAUACAGGAAAAUGCAAGUAUCUGGGGCAAGUGAUUUAGCAUCAAAAGGACAAGUAAGUUCAGAUACCAAAGUCAAGGGAGAGCCUGAAGAUUCCUUUCGACAAGAAGUGAAAGUUCGAUGUGUUUGUGGAAGUUCUCUGGAGACUGACUCAAUGAUACAGUGUGAGGAUCCAAGAUGCCAUGUUUGGGAGCAUGUUGGCUGUGUUAUUGUCCCUGAAAAGUCUAUGGAUGCAAAUCCGCCGCUUCCUGAAAUCUUUUAUUGUGAAGUCUGUCGACUUACACGAGCUGACCCGUUUUUGGUUACAGUGGCACAUCCACUUUGUCCAGUGAGGUUUACUCCAACUACCAUCUCAUCUGAUGGUACAACCCCAAUGCAGAGUGUUGAGAGAACAUUUCAAAUCACAAGGUCAGACAAGGACUUGUUGGCCAAACAAGAGUACGAUGUUCAGGCUUGGUGUAUGCUUUUGAAUGACAAAGUUGUCUUUAGGAUGCAGUGGCCCCAAGUUGCUGAACUGCAGAUCAAUGGUAUGCUUGUACGCCCGAUUAGCCGACCUGGGUCACAGCUUUUGGGGGCCAACGGCCGCGACGAUGGACCUACUAUCAAACCUUAUAUUAGGGAUGGGAUUAACAGAAUAAUCUUGAGCGGAGGUGACAGUCGGAGAUUUUGUUUUGGAGUUAGACUUGUGAAGCGCCGGACUCUACAACAGGUUCUAAAUUUAAUUCCAGAAGAAACUAAAGGGGAGACGUUUGAAGAUGCUCUAGCACGUGUACGACGCUGCAUUGGAGGUGGAGGUGGAGAUGAUAAUGCGGACAGUGAUAGUGACAUUGAAGUUGUUGCUGAUUUCUUCGGUGUCAACCUUCGGUGUCCUAUGAGCGGUUCUAGGAUAAAAGUUGCUGGGAGAUUUUUACCCUGUGUGCACAUGGGCGGGUUUGACCUUGAGGUGUUUGUGGAGUUGAAUCAACGUUCCAGAAAGUGGCAGUGCCCUAUUUGUUUGAAGAACUACUCAGUUGAACAUGUAAUCGUGGAUCCUUAUUUUAACCGUAUCACUUCUAAGAUGAAGCAUUGUGAUGAAGAUGUGACUGAAAUUGAAGUGAAACCUGAUGGUUCUUGGCGUGUAAAGUCCAAAAAAGAGAGAGAGCUCUCUCAGUGGCACUUACCCGAUGGUAGCCUUUGCCCCUCUGCUGAUGAGGUUAAGCGGAAGAUGGAAACGUUGAUUCCGGUUAAACAAGAAGGUUUCUCAGAUGGUCCAACUCCUCUGAAACUUGGCAUAAGGAAGAAUCGCAAUGGCGUCUGGGAAGUUAGGAAACCUAAUACAAAUGGCUUUUCUUCCAGUAAUAAGGUUGGGUAUCAGGACAAGAAUAUUGUACCGAUGAGUAGUAGUGCUACUGGAAGUGGUCGGGAUGGUGAUGAUGCAAGCGUAAGCCAGGAUGCUAUUGGAUCCUUUGACUUUGGAACCAAUGGCAUUGAACUUGAUUCCAUUUCCAUGAAUGUUGAUUCAAGUUAUAACAUUCCUGACAGAAACCAAGCUGGAGAGGAUGUGAACAAUGAUGUUAUUGUUCUAAGUGAUUCUGAUGAAGAUAACGAUGUAGUAAUCACUACUCCUGGACCUUCAUACAGUGGUUGUCGAACUGAUGGUGGGGUGAAUUUUCCGUUGAACCCUUCUGGUAUCAUUAACUCAUAUAAUGAGGACCCACACACCAUGGCUGGGGGAAGCUCACGCCUAGGUGGUUUCAACGAUGAUGAUGAGUUUGUUACGCCCCUUUGGCCAUUUCCUUCUGAAACUCCAGAAGCGCCUCUGUUCCCACUGUUCGGAUCUGAUGCUGACGUUUCAGAAGGUUUACUUGGUUUGCAUCAUCAUGGCGGCCCACUAAACUGUGGUCCUGAAAUAAAUGGAGAUUACACCUUGGCUCCUGAGACAUCAAUGGCAUCUGAAGCAGUGGCGAACGAUGGAGGCCUAGUUGACAAUCCUCUUGCAUUUGGUAGAGACGAUCCUUCACUUCAAAUAUUUUUGCCAACGAAACCAGAUGCUUCAGCUCAGAAUGGUUUUAUAAACCAAGCUGAUAUGUCAAAUGGUAUCCGCAGUGAUGACUGGAUCUCGCUAAGGCUAGGCGAUAGCGCUGGUGGGAAUCAUGGCGAGGCUACUUCUGCAAACGGGCUCAACUCAAACCAGCAGAUGUCGACAAGGGAAGGUUGUAUGGAUGCUACGACAGAGACUGCUUCGUUGCUUUUGGGUAUGAAUGACAACAACAAGGCAAAGAGGCAAAGAUCAGAUAAGCCAUUUUCAUUUCCUCGCCAGAAGCGUUCUGUAAGACCUCGGAUGUUCCUCUCCAUUGACUCAGAUUCUGAGUGAUAUUUUGUUCUCUUCUCUCUCUCUCGGGAUGAUUCGGUGUUCCUUUUGAUUCUUAAUGAUAUGCACAGAACAAUCAACAGGAUCAUCAGACAGCAUACCGGAGUUAGCCAAGAUUUGCCUUGAUUCUCUGUGCAGUCAAGCAUCGAAUUGGUAGUGACUAUUUAUCUCUUUAUGUUGGUGAUCCUCUUCAUUAUCGGUUCAGAAUCUUGGCAAAGCAAAGCACAGAGGCUGAUUUAGUUUUACUUAAUAGGCAGAAAAAGUGGGAAUAGGUGGUUCCGGGUUAAGUAUACUCGAAUAGUUUUUUCUUAAUUAAUUAUUUUCUGGAAGAUUAUAAAAAUGAUUUGGGUGCCAGAAGCUAUAGAGGCAUGUAACGUUGUAAAUUAUGGGCUCUCUAUUUUUUAUUUAUUAUAAAAAUCAGCUCUUA
Molecule: messenger RNA, 3204 nt
Organism: Brassica oleracea var. oleracea
Lineage: Eukaryota; Viridiplantae; Streptophyta; Magnoliopsida; Brassicales; Brassicaceae
Product: E3 SUMO-protein ligase SIZ1
Exons: 16
Coding region: 216-2780 (854 amino acids)
Biological process (GO): protein sumoylation
Molecular function (GO): zinc ion binding; SUMO ligase activity
Source: RefSeq, a predicted model, not a curated record